Protobothrops mucrosquamatus (brown spotted pit viper) is the source of this 2414-nucleotide messenger RNA. RefSeq names its product solute carrier family 26 member 5 (gene SLC26A5). Gene Ontology annotation, molecular function: chloride transmembrane transporter activity; bicarbonate transmembrane transporter activity; secondary active sulfate transmembrane transporter activity. Lineage: Eukaryota; Metazoa; Chordata; Lepidosauria; Squamata; Viperidae. Gene Ontology annotation, cellular component: membrane. Gene Ontology annotation, biological process: transmembrane transport. The record is from RefSeq and is a predicted model, not a curated record. The transcript is spliced from 18 exons. The coding region runs from base 29 to 2218 and encodes 729 amino acids.
CUGUCCUCGCGUUUAUUGAAUACGUACUAUGGAACAUGAGGGAGAAGAUGACGCGCGGCCCACGUCAUCACCCAUGUACCAUGUGGAGAGACAAGUGUACAAUCAAGGGAUCCUGCACGGGCAGCUGCACACAAAGGACAAAACAACUCGGCCUCUUGGCCAAAAGAUAGCGCACACUCUUCGCUGUUCUUCCAAAAAAGCCAAAUCGGUCCUCUAUAGCUUUUUCCCGAUUUUAACAUGGCUUCCUCACUAUCCCGUGAAAGAAUAUUUGAUGGGAGACGUGGUCUCGGGGAUCAGCACGGGGGUCAUGCAGCUGCCUCAAGGAUUGGCGUAUGCGUCGCUGGCUGCAGUUCCUCCAGUCUUUGGCCUGUAUUCUUCAUUUUUUCCAGUCUUUCUAUAUACAUUUUUUGGAACUUCCAGACAUAUAUCAAUAGGAACCUUUGCUGUGAUCAGCCUGAUGAUUGGCGGAGUAGCUGUGAGAGAAGUCCCCGAUGAAUGGCCUGGCAUGACGGAGACCAACUCGACCAACGGGACCGACGCCCGCGAUGCUAUGCGGGUGAAAGUGGCAGUGGCGGUCACCUUGCUGUCAGGUCUUAUACAGUUGUGUUUAGGACUCCUUCGUUUUGGAUUUGUAGCCAUUUACCUGACGGAGCCCCUGGUGCGUGGAUUCACAACUGCAGCAGCCGUGCACGUGUUUACCUCUCAGCUGAAGUAUCUGCUCGGGAUUAAUAUCAAACGAUUCAGUGGCCCCCUGUCUGUUCUUUACAGCUUGAUUGAGGUGUUCUCCAAUAUCACCAAAACCAACACGGCCACUUUAGUCGUUGGGCUCAUCUGCAUCGUUCUGCUGUUGGGCGGCAAAGAAAUCAAUGAUCGCUUUAAGAAGAAGUUGGUGGUGCCGAUUCCGCUGGAGAUCAUUGUGGUGGUCAUCGGGACCGGAGUUUCAGCAGGAAUGAAUCUGUCCAAGACUUACGACGUCGAUAUUGUUGGAAACAUUCCGAGUGGAUUAUCCCGUCCUCAAGUACCUGACGUCAGCCUAAUCCCAGCAGUGUUUGUGGAUGCCAUUGCUAUAGCUCUUGUUGGGUUCUCCAUGACCAUCUCAAUGGCUAAAAUCUUUGCUCUCAAGCACGGCUACACAGUGGACGGAAAUCAGGAACUCAUCGCGCUGGGCAUCUGUAAUUCCACUGGGUCCUUUUUCCAGACGUUUGCCAUCACCUGCUCGAUGUCUCGGAGUCUUGUUCAGGAAGGCACUGGAGGGAAGACCCAGAUUGCAGGAACUUUGUCCUCAAUUAUGGUUUUCCUGGUGAUUAUCGCCAUCGGUUACCUCUUUGCACCGUUGCCACAGACUGUGCUGGCAGCGAUUGUGAUGGUCAACCUGAAAGGCAUGUUCAAACAGUUGGCAGAUAUCGCCCACUUUUGGAGAACCAGCAAGAUUGAACUGGCCAUUUGGAUUGUAGCUUUUUUGGCCUCGGUGUUCCUGGGCCUGGAUUACGGCUUGCUCACCUCAAUCACCUUCGCAGUGGUCACCAUUGUGUACAGGACCCAAAGUCCCCAAUAUAGAAUCCUUGGCCAGAUUCAAAACACGGAUAUUUAUUGUGAUGUGGACCUGUACGAAGAGGUGAAAGAAUAUCCUGGGAUUAAAAUAUUCCAGGCAAAUGCACCGCUCUAUUUUGCCAACAGUGAAUUAUUUACCAGCGCGUUGAAAAAAAAGACUGGUGUGGAUCCGGGUAAAAUAUCGGCAGCAAAGAAAAAAGCACGAAAACGACACGCCAAGGAACUGAAGCAGCUGGAUGAACAGCAUAAGAAAGCCGUCUUGAAGAUGACGAACAACAUGGAGCGUGGUAUGAACCACGAAGUGUUGGAAAAUGAAGUCUCCCUUAAUGGGAAAUUCGCAGCGGCCGAAGACACACCGCAAAAUGUCUCUCCGGAGGAAGUGGAACAUUUUAUGAUACCGGGAAGCCACGUCCACUCCAUCAUUCUAGAUUUUUCACCCGUGAACUUUGUGGAUUCGGUUGGAGCAAAAGCCCUUCAGUCAAUUAUAAAAGAAUACGAAGAAAUCGGGGUUUCGGUCUACAUAACGGCCUGCAAUGGCUCUGUUAUGGACAACCUCACCAGACUGCAUUUUUUUGAGAAAGCAGCCUUAUGGGACUCGUUCUUCCCCAGUGUUCACGACGCUGUCCUGGCCAGCCAGGCGACGGGCUUCUCUUCCACCUAUCUUUAACUCAGCUGCUCCAUUGUGAACCACGUGGAUCUAUUUCCAAGGGCUCCUGUAGACAAUUUAUUUAAUAUGCGCAGAUGACAGAGCCUCAGACAAGCCACUCCUACGGGUAAGGUGUGUCUGCACCGCACCGCACCACAACAGCCUGUUCCCUGCCGGCCCUGGGUUCUUAAGACUCCGGAAGCCUUAAUCCUUUCAA